AUGUUCCAUGAGUCUUCAUCACAUUCCUCCACCUCGUCGCCGCAGAGAUCGGUGCGAGAGGGCUACUAUCAGUGUAAGCUUCGUUCACAUCCAGGCGACGAGGCAAAUUCGCUGACCAUCACAGACACUCGUGAGAAGCCUUAUGUCUGUCAAGUUUGCAAUAAGGGGUUUGCUCGACCACGUUGCAGGGAGAAAGGCCUGACCUGCGAUUGGCCAUUAAGUGGCAAUGAAGUGUCUCCCGAAUCACCUGCAGAAGGUAGCAUGGGAUUGAUGGCGGACGACGAAGCUCAAUACGAACCCCUCGAGUCCACCCAACCGCAAGCACCUUAUGCCAUUCCUAUCGAUCAGACACCAGCCUCCCGGUUUUCACAAUCUUCACAUGAGAAUACGCGACUAAAUGGGUCGCUACACAGCUACAUCGCUGAGGAACGCUCAAACAUACCGUCGCAGGAACCAACGUCGGUAGACUUCAAUGCACUCUCUCCGAUGAUGGACCGGGAAACUGGCAGCGGCAUUUUUAGCGUGGACGGUACCUUCUUUCCGGAUUUCAUUCCAGACGCGUUGAUCCCUACCCUCGCGCGAAACGACAUCGACCCUUUUAUUGCCCCCCAAGAGUACACGGGCACAUUAGACCCAAACGUGACUUUCAACUUCGAUUUCACCGAUGUCGAUUUCGGCCUCAUCGACUUCUUCAACACACAGGGAGUUCAGCACAGCCACGCCGCGGACGUCCCAGAUGGACUCGAAACCGACAGUGGUAUUGCCCUUGGUGCGGAAGCUUACCAACGAUCAUCUUUGUCUGCGUGGAAGCCCGCUCACUCAGACCAUGCGUUCAUCGAUGAGGAAGGGCUAUCGGUGCCGAAAUCAAUUGACAGCCCGGAGACAAGUAUGCGGUCUGAGCGACAGAUGCUUUCUGAGCGCCUAUCACCGGGCAGUCGGGACCACAUCUUUGGUCUGGUGCUACAAACAAGCACGAAAGGAAAUUUGACGCGGAUAAUGAAAUCGUUCCCAAGUACAGAACUUCUCGACAGCCUCAUUCAGGAUUAUUUCGAGAUUCAAAGCCAUCACAUUGAUUCUUGGAUACACCGCCCGACUUUCCAUGUAAAUGAACAGAGCCCGGACAUGCUCGCCAUAGUCGCUGCGGCUGGCGCCGUACGAUCAACGAUCCCAACCCUGCGAAAAUUGGGUUACGCCUUGAUGGAAAUUGUGCGUCUGCGGAUGUCCGAUAAGUAUGAACGCGAUAACACCACGACGCGAGACCUACGUGCUUCUCAAACCUAUGCUCUUGUCAUUGAUAUUGGGAUGUGGAGCGGCGACCGACGCAGAACAGAGAUCGCCGAGAGUUUCCAGCAACCUCUAGUCACCAUGCUGCGACGCGGACUUCGCUUUCGACGUUCUCGGUAUUCGUCCAUUCUGCCAAACCCCGAGGAUUCUGAAGAAACCUUGAAUAGAAAAUGGCGAGAUUGGGUUGAGCAAGAAUCUUUCAAGCGACUGGUCCACCAUCUGUUUCUGCAUGACGCGCAGUCAGCGAUGAUGCUGAAUGUGAACCCUCUUUUCUCGUACGGCGAGAUGGAACUUCCCUUUCCAUUUGUCCGGUCGCUAUGGGAGGCGCAGACCGCGACCGAAUGGAGACACAUUUAUUUGUCCUCCGGGCUGACAUCCCAGAGACUUCCCUCACUGGUUGAUACACUGCAUGAUCUGCCGCAGCUGGCUGUGUUCCAGGGUUGUAUCGACUUGCAGUUGUCGGCCUUUGUGCUCCUCCAUGGCCUUUGGGCACUGAUCAAUGAGUACCACCGGCUCAAAUUCAUCUCCAAGGGCAGUUCCAAGCAUUGGAAUGCUUUAGUCAUAAAUUCCCGACAUCAAGAACUAGCUCAGACCUUGCAACAGUUUCGCAUGGUAUCCCAUGAGUUCACCACUAGCCCCAGCCCGGAGGUCCUUCUCGUUCACGAGAUGAUUUCAAUGUUCCUGCACAUGUCACUGGAAGAGCUGCAACUUUUUGCAGGGAAAGAAGAUAAGCGAGAAGCUCGCCGAGUCUACCACAGCGCGCUCGAGUGGAUCAAUAGCAUCGACUCGCGAAGAGCCAUUUGGCAUGCUGGACAGGUUAUUCGGUUCGCAAAAGCCAUCUCGCCCGGUUGCUUAACGGGAUCCCUCGCCGAGGCUGUCUACUAUGCCAGUCUGGCCUUCUGGUCGUACAGUGUCGUGUUCAAAGCGAAGAACGACAAGAUGCCCGUGGGGAGUCCCCCUUCGGGGACGUCCUUUGUUGGCCGCUGGCCCACUGUUUUCCUCGACGGGGAAGAGACCACUGAUGUACAGAAGUUCAUCUCUUUAGGGUGCGGAUGUCCUGCCUUGAAGGGGCUCCAGGGACCGGCGACUUUGGACGAUCCUGGUGAGAUUAUGGACGUGGUGCAAAGUGUUCUGCGGGCGGAGGCUGCCCAUGACGCCUUACCUCCUCUGGUGCAGACACUCUGGAAUCUAAUGGGAGGUCUGGGGAAUGCUGCGCGUUCGAAGUGA
Messenger RNA from Aspergillus terreus NIH2624, 2511 nucleotides. RefSeq names its product putative C6 and C2H2 transcription factor RegA-like. The record is from RefSeq and is a predicted model, not a curated record. The coding region runs from base 1 to 2511 and encodes 836 amino acids. Gene Ontology annotation, biological process: DNA-templated transcription. The transcript has 5 exons. Gene Ontology annotation, molecular function: zinc ion binding; DNA binding. Lineage: Eukaryota; Fungi; Ascomycota; Eurotiomycetes; Eurotiales; Aspergillaceae.